AUGUUUGGUGGUCUCUUAUCAAUCAAAGAAGAGGAAGAUCCUGGGGCUGAUAACCCCCAGGACCUCCUUGAUAUGACUUGUAGCAGUGACAUUGAGCCGGCAUCAAUUCUUCAAGACUUGAACAUUGAUCCCACUCUUCUCCAAGCAGCAUCUCGCCAAGCAGUGUCUCCAGUUGCAUCAAGUUCGGAAUUUCCCUCAGUACAUGCCAAGCGAAAACUUGUCCAUGACCUGACUUGUGAAGAGACACCAGCCAAACUUGAAGGGCCUAUGCAAAAGGAGGCACGACUCACUACUGUGUCACAGGACUUGGAAGGAGAGCACACACUUGCUGUAUCAAAGCAACGAGUGUCUGGUUCAGGUUCAACAGCUAUUCAAAGUUUUUUCACGUCCCACAAGCCGCUCGCUGACUCAACUUCCAUCAAAGUUCAAACUGGGUCUCUGACAGUGCCAACUGCAGCAACAGCUAGUGCCAGCUCACUUCAUACUGUAUUGCCUACUAACAACAAGCAGGGGCUGACACGGUCCCAGCAAUUAUUUCAUAUUUGCAGUGGCAUUGACCCUUGGUCCCUCAAUAUCUCAUCUGAUGCCGAGUUCUACCUUUUCAUGGAUAUGAGGUUAGAGUACAAAUGGACAACAUUCGGCAUGAAUUCACACAAAUGGGUUCAAGCUACUGACUAG
Messenger RNA from Serpula lacrymans var. lacrymans S7.9, 678 nucleotides. RefSeq lists its product as uncharacterized. Bases 1 to 678 code for a protein of 225 amino acids. Lineage: Eukaryota; Fungi; Basidiomycota; Agaricomycetes; Boletales; Serpulaceae. The transcript is spliced from 3 exons. The record is from RefSeq and is a predicted model, not a curated record.